GUCCGGCACUCCCUGUGAUGGAUGGUUUGCUUUUGAUGCUAUUCUGGUUCUGAGCUCUUACCUGGAGCGGAUCAUUGAGCUCAUCUCUGGUGAGUCGGCAGAGCAACUGAUGCUCCUCCGACUUUUGCGCUUGUUCCGUUUGGUGCGCACCUUCCGCAUGGUGAAACAGGUACGGCCUUUGUGGCGGCUGGUGCAUGGGCUGAUGACCUCCCUGGACACGGUGCUUUCCACCUUCCUUCUCUUGGGCCUGGUGCUCUACGUCUUUGGGGUCCUGGGCGUGGAGCUUAUCGCCACAAGCGACAGCUUCAAAAGCGACCCGGUGACUAACGCGAUCCUCGAGAGCAAUUUCAGUUCUCUGGGCUUCACGAUGAUCACCUUAGCCCAGUUUGUGACCCUGGACUCCAUCGCGGCUCUCUACUUCCCCUUGGUGAGGGUCCAGCCCUGGCUGAUGCUCUACUUCGCCUCCUUGAUCGCCAUCGUCUCCAUCUCCGUCAUGAAUCUGGUGCCUGGGGGUUUCGGGGUUUGGCUCAAGCGUUUGGGCCAGUUUGGGUUUAACUUCCAGGAGAGGAUGCGCAGCGCCAACACUCAGCAGAUGCUCCCGGAGAUCUUGGAGCUCUUCGACCGCGCGGACGAGGACGGAAGUGGCGAGCUUGCCAUCGACGAGAUGCGCCGUUUUGAAGAAGCAGGCCAUGUUCCCGAGCAAAUCCUGGAUCGGGCUUCCGUGAGCAGCAUGACAGAGCUCUUCAAUGUCUUGGAUGUGGACAAGUCCGGCGUCGUGACCCGUGAAGAGUUCGCAGAGGGGCUCCUGGACAUCUUGCUCCGAGACGUUUCUGUCUCCUCCCUGCAGCAAAUGAAGAUUCUUGGACAAGAUUCCAGCAGAAAUACCUGUUAA
Molecule: messenger RNA, 892 nt
Organism: Symbiodinium necroappetens
Lineage: Eukaryota; Dinophyceae; Suessiales; Symbiodiniaceae
Source: the annotation of a GenBank genome assembly